AUGACCCCCGCCGUGUCCAGGCCCCCCGAUGACAAUGAGGCCCACCCAUACGUUAUCACCAAUGAGAUAGGAAAGGGCAGUUUUGCCACAGUAUAUCGCGGUUAUCAUGGUGAAUCUCGAAGGGCGGUGGCAAUCAAGACCAUCUCGCGCUCGAUCCUCACCACCAAGCUGCUCGAUAACCUUGAAUCGGAGAUAAACAUUCUCAAAUCACUCAAGAACAAACAUAUAACUGAACUUACUGAUAUCGUUAAAGCACAGAGGAAUAUAUACCUCAUAAUGGAGUUUUGCUCUGGAGGCGACUUGUCUUCCUAUAUCAAGCACCGUGGGCGCAUUGCUGCUCUUCAUACCCCGACAUCACCCGCACCCGCCUUCCUGCCCCACCCCAAGGUCGGUGGCCUCUCCGACUCGGUCGUUCGUUCCUUCAUUGGUCAGCUGUCCUCAGCUAUGAAAUUCCUCCGAGCACGGGACCUUAUCCAUCGAGACGUCAAACCCCAGAACCUGCUCUUAUCGCCCGCCGACAGCGUUGAUGAAUAUGCCUGUGUUGGCAAGGGUGGUUGGAUACCUGGUCCUGUUGGAACACCAAUAUUGAAAGUCGCCGAUUUCGGUUUCGCCAGGAUACUGCCCAAUGCGAGCAUGGCAGAGACAUUAUGUGGGAGUCCAUUAUACAUGGCUCCUGAGAUAUUGCGAUAUGAGAAAUACGACGCCAAGGCUGAUCUGUGGUCCGUCGGUGCAGUCGUGUACGAAGCUGCUGUCGGUCGACCCCCGUUCCGAGCGCAGAACCAUAUUGAAUUGUUGAAGAAAAUCGACCAUGCCCGGAGCCGGGUCCAUUUUCCCGACGAAGACCCCAAGAACGCAGACGCCAUUGCUCGAGGGGACCUUGUACCCGUCAGCCCAGCCGUCAAGUUGCUCAUCCGAUCAUUACUAAAGCGUAAAUCCGUCGAGCGCAAAUCAUUCGAGGACUUUUUCGUCAUGGCCGAAGAGGUCGUCAAACCCGUUAUGGAGCCUGAGCGAGACGUUGGGUCUGAGCUUGCGGACGCAAUGAAGGACGCGACAAUUGACGGGGGUAUGGGUGCGCCAGGGGCAGGAACAGGGACAGGAAGCACAAAUGGGAGUUUGAAGAUUGAGCUUCGAGCAUCCCGUCGGGCUCCUCAACCACCUCCGAAGUCAGCAGUCGAGAAACCCACCGAGCCUGUUGAACGACCGACGAGCCCAACCAGCGACGGUGGAGAGAAGCCCAAACGCCGAAAGCCCAGGGGUGAGAUCGAGGCCGGCCCAGGAGGAGGUCCGGAGAUUGACGUCAAGGCUGUUAUGCCCCAGAGCACAUUCAAAUUUCGGAGGGCCGUUAGGCCGGAGGAUGCGAAAGUGGUGGAGAGGAUUGAUGGACCACCGCUUGGGAGGGAGGAAACACUGAUCGAGUUUCCUGGUCCUCGACCGAAGCCUCUGUCCGCGGUUAAUGGCAAACUCAAGAAGACAGGUUCGAAUCAAUCGCUACGAUCACCCGUGGCUGCACCCGUACCCGAGGGCGAGGAGGAGGGAGAUAAUGAUGGUGAUAUGAGGAAGGAGUAUGUUCUGGUUGACGAGACGAACGCUGUGGAAUUCAACCGGGUCGUUGAUGAACUCGACCACGCACGUCUUGCUCGACCGACCAUCCGAACCACUAAAUCCACCCCUCCGACAAGUGCAACUAUCGCCCCCAUCGAUGUCCCCGCCUCGGCCUCCCCUACCCGUGCAAGCGGUCUCCACCAACCUUCGCCCGCAUCCACACCCGCUAGCGCACUGGCCCGUGCACUCAACCUCGCAAGCAAGAAACUGUUUGGCACCAGCGCAAGCUCACACCACUCUGGUUCGAGCGCCGGACCAGUGGAGGGUUCUCCCGCAGGUCAACGACGCCAGAUCCUUCUCCCACCUACCACCGAACCUGAUCCAGAAGAAGAACACCUCCUGGGAACACUUGAAGACUUGGCUCAAAAGGCCGAGACGAUCGCCGCGUGGGCGGAUAGCAAGUACACCCUCGUCGAUGCUCGUCCGAGCAAACCGAUCGCUGACCCAGCUCGAUUUGCGCGUGCGGUCGGUGAGACUGCCAAGGGCGCCGAGACGAGGCGAAAGCACGAGGUCGAAGUUGAGAUGGCGGCUGUGACUGCAAUUGGGUUGUACAUGGCCGUGAUGAGCUUCGCGACGGGUGCAAUUGUGAUUGCGAGGAGGUUCUUGGACGGGAGAGAGGGUGCGGAGGUCAGUGCCGGUUUCGAUGAGGCACAAAAAUGGUUUAGGGAUGCGUUCCACCGUUCGACUGAACGAGUAAGUAUCCUGAAGCAUUGGCUGCCUCGAGACCAUGUCAUGCCACAAAUGUGGAUUGAUCGUGUGAUUUACGAUCAUGCACUGACUUUGAUGCGAGGAGCUGCGUCUCGCGAGUUGCUUGAAGAUUAUUCUACUUGCGAACGGGAUUACGAAGAUGCAUUAUGGUUGCUGUAUGCGAUAUACGAUGAUAUCAUGCAAGAAGGCAAUCCAUACAAGGAUCAAGACCGAGUGACAAUCGGACGAUUCAUCAAAUCUACCAAAGACCGAUUGGUUCGUGUACAGAAACGUAUCGAACGACAGAAGGCGCAGCAACAACAAGUUGCAGCGCAAUCAUAG
Molecule: messenger RNA, 2631 nt
Organism: Rhizoctonia solani
Lineage: Eukaryota; Fungi; Basidiomycota; Agaricomycetes; Cantharellales; Ceratobasidiaceae
Product: Serine/threonine-protein kinase
Exons: 9
Coding region: 1-2631 (876 amino acids)
Biological process (GO): autophagy; protein autophosphorylation; peptidyl-serine phosphorylation
Cellular component (GO): cytoplasm; autophagosome
Molecular function (GO): ATP binding; protein serine/threonine kinase activity
Source: RefSeq, a predicted model, not a curated record